AUGGAGAAUAUGGUCUUCGUCGUAUUUAUAUUCAUAUUUCGUCAUACAAAUAAUUGGGCCAUUUUAGUUGAUACAUCUCGUUUUUGGUUCAAUUAUCGUCAUAUAGCCAAUGUAUUAUCGAUUUAUCGUAGUGUUAAACGCCUUGGAAUACCUGAUUCAAAUAUAAUAUUAAUGUUAGCCGAUGAUAUGGCAUGUAAUGCUCGAAAUCCUCGUCCAGCAAUGAUAUUUAACAAUAUUGACGAACAAAUUAAUGUUUAUGGAGAUGAUGUAGAAGUAGAUUAUCGUGGCUACGAUGUAACAGUAGAAAAUUUUGUACGAAUACUUACCAAUCGUUUACCAGAAGUGACACCAGCGACAAAACGUUUAUUAAGCGACGAAACAUCGAAUAUCUUUAUUUAUAUGACUGGUCAUGGUGGAGAUGGUUUUUUAAAAUUUCAAGAUAAUGAAGAAAUAUCAUCAGUAGAAUUAGCCGAUGUUAUGGAACAAAUGUGGCGUAAAAAACGUUAUCAUGAAUUAUUUUUUGUUGUUGAUACAUGUCAAGCGGCAACAUUAUUUGAAAAAUUUUAUUCACCAAAUAUUUUAGCUGUUGGUAGUUCAAAACGUGGUGAAGAUUCACUAUCACAUCAUGUUGAUCCAAAAAUUGGUGUCUAUGUUAUUGAUCGUUUUACUUAUUAUGUUUUAGAAUUUUUAGAAAAAUUAAAACAAGAUUCAUUAAAAACAAUUGAAGAUUUUUUUAAUUGUUGUCCUCGACAUUUAUGUAUAUCGACGGUAACAUGGCGAACAGAUUUAUUUCAAAAACGUGACUAUAGACAGACAUUAUUAACAGAUUUUAUUGGAAAUGUUAGACGAAUUAAAAUAUUAAACUUUAAUGAUAAACAAUUAGAUAGAGAAUAUAAUUGUUUUAAAAAUACAACAAAUGAAGAGGAAAGAAAAAAUUCUGUUAUUGAACGACGACAAUUUGUCUAUGUUCAACAACUACCCUUGUAA
Didymodactylos carnosus is the source of this 987-nucleotide messenger RNA. The record is from the annotation of a GenBank genome assembly. Lineage: Eukaryota; Metazoa; Rotifera; Eurotatoria; Philodinida; Philodinidae.